UUAGUUCAUGUCUGUCGAAUUCACAUUUUGGUCGGCAACUGUUGCGUAAGAAAGAGAGAGAAAGAGUCUUCAUCUCUACUUAAAACUUUGCAACUCUUUCUCACUCACCACUCUUCUUUUCCUUUCUCUUCUCUCUCUCUCUCUCUCUCUCUCUCUCCUUUUUCCUCAUCCACACCUUCACUUUCUCUUCACAACAAUCUCACCCUUCUUCAUUCUAAAAACAUGUUUGUAGUUAUGGAUUCCAUGGAAAAAACCUCUGAAAAGUGCUUAGAUUCACAACUAUGGCACGCAUGUGCUGGCGCCAUGGUUCAAAUGCCACCACUCAACACAAAAGUCUUCUACUUUCCACAAGGUCAUGCAGAACAUGCUCAUAACAAAGUUGAUUUUUCCAAAACCCGUGUUCCACCUCUCAUCCCUUGUAGAAUCUCUGCUAUGAAAUACAUGGCAGACCCUGAAACUGAUGAAGUCUACGUCAAAAUGAAACUAACUCCUUUAAGAGAAAACGAGUUAGAUUUUGAAGAAGAUUGUUUCUUUGGAAACAAUGGCUUAGAGAGUCAAGAAAAGCCAGCUUCUUUUGCAAAGACAUUAACACAAUCUGAUGCAAACAACGGUGGAGGUUUUUCUGUUCCUAGAUACUGUGCUGAGACUAUUUUUCCUAGGUUGGAUUAUUCAGCAGAACCACCUGUUCAGACAAUUAUUGCUAAGGAUAUGCAUGGACAGUGUUGGAAGUUUAGACAUAUAUAUAGAGGAACACCAAGGAGACAUCUUUUGACAACUGGUUGGAGUAAUUUUGUGAAUCAUAAGAAGCUUGUUGCUGGUGAUUCAAUUGUGUUUUUGAGAGCAGAAAAUGGAGAUCUUUGUGUUGGUAUAAGGAGAGCAAAGAAAGGUGGAAUUGGUGGUGGAACUGAUCAGUUUUCUAAUUCUUCUAGUACUUGGAACCGUGUAUCACCUUUGUUUGGUGGUGUUGGUUCUGGUUUCUUGUGUGGAAAUGAUAACAGAAAAAAUGGUUGUGAUGAUUUGAUGGGAAAAGUAGGAGCUGAAUCUGUUGUUGAAGCUGUAAAUUGUGCUGUUAAUGGAAGAUCUUUUGAGGUUGUGUAUUAUCCAAGAGCUAGUACUCCUGAAUUUUGUGUUAAGGUUUCUUCAGUUAAAUCUGCAAUGCAAAUUCAAUGGUGUUCUGGUAUGAGAUUCAAAAUGCCUUUUGAAACUGAGGAUUCUUCUAGGAUUAGUUGGUUUAUGGGAACUAUUUCUUCUGUUCAUGUUCAAGAUCCAAUUCGUUGGCCUGAUUCUCCUUGGCGCCUUCUUCAGGUAGUGUGGGAUGAACCAGAUUUACUUCAAAAUGUGAAAUGUGUAAACCCUUGGUUAGUUGAAUUAGUCUCAAACAUGCCAAAUUUCAAUCUCUCACCAUUCACACCUCCAAGAAAGAAACCAAGGUUUAUCCAAGAUCCAUAUUUUCACCUCAUGAAUCAAUCAUCAUCACCAUCAAUCUCCAACAUUAAUCUUCUCAAUUACACAAAAUCUUCUCUCUGUAACAUUCAAGACACUACCACUAAUAGUUCUUUUGCAUCAAGCAUACAGGGAGCCAGGCAUGCUCAAUUUGGACCAAAUUAUAAUAAUCCAUCUGAUUUAAUUCCCUUCAACAAGCUACUACAACAAGACAUGUUUCUUGGUAAUUUGUCAUUGUCAAGGUUUAAUCAACAACAACCUAUAACUAGGCCUCCUUAUGGACCCUACAAGAGUAUCAAUAACAAUAACAACACUAAGACCAAUGUUGACUUGUCUUGUUUGUUGAGUGUGGGAAAUUCUGGUCAAAGUUUUAAGGAAUCCAAUAUUGAAGCAAAAGCACCCCAUAACCAUAACCAUAUUUUGUUAUUUGGAAAAAUCAUUCACACUGAACAAAACAGUUCAAAUAUUUCAAAGAGUGAUUCUGUUUCUGAAGGAACUUCUUUGAAAACAUCAAAUGCUUCUUCUUCUGAUCCAGUUGAGAAUUCUUCUGAUGGAGGCUCUCCUUGGUAUAAGGAUCAACAACACAAGUCUGAUCUUGUUGGAACAGAAAAUGUUACUACAUUGUGUAUGGCUUCAUAACAAAUUCAAAUGAUUUUCAAGACAUCAAGGAACCUAGCUAGCUAAUUAUUAUUCUUAAACACUUUCUUAUGUUGUAUGAUUUCUUGUUUUUCCAUAUUGCAUAAUUCUCCUAUUAGGUGCAAGUUAACAAAAAUAUUCCUCAUUUUGUUCCAAAAAAAAAAAAUUAGUAUUAUGUUUUUCUUGCAACUGAAUAAACCCUUUGAUGAACUAAAGGGGUAAUAUUUUUAUUAACUUGUACUUGUUUAAGGCAAUGAGGGAAAAUUCCUCUUCCAAUUGUGGGAUUAUGUAACUAUGAAUGAAUUUCUAUAUCAAUGAUAUUUUUUUAUCCUAGA
Medicago truncatula (barrel medic) is the source of this 2414-nucleotide messenger RNA. RefSeq names its product auxin response factor 16. The transcript is spliced from 2 exons. Gene Ontology annotation, cellular component: nucleus. NCBI's taxonomy places the organism in Eukaryota, Viridiplantae, Streptophyta, Magnoliopsida, Fabales, Fabaceae. The record is from RefSeq and is a predicted model, not a curated record. The coding region runs from base 223 to 2082 and encodes 619 amino acids. Gene Ontology annotation, molecular function: DNA binding. Gene Ontology annotation, biological process: regulation of DNA-templated transcription; response to hormone.